CAAACACCUUUGGCUCAGAGGCAUCAUUUGUCUUAUAUUUCUCUUAAUGUCCUCCACUUUCAGUCAAAGAUGAGAACAUGAUGGAGACUGGGGAUGCAGAUGAAGAAUUUCAGUUUCUACGACUAGGAGAUGAAGUAGUUUUGCAGAGUACUUUCUCCUGUAACUCAGAACCUGUGAAGCUGUGUCUUUCAGCUGAAGGCUUUGGUAGCAGACGCUGUUCUCUUGAGGCAACUUCUAACUCUAAGAAUGUUCCUCCCGAUGUGUCCCUGUGUGGCUUUGUGCUGUCUCAGUGUCUAUCUGUCCGGGCUCUGCAAGAGAUGCUGGCCCACACUGAGCAAAUAUCAAAAAAGAUGGGUGCCGAUGGGAGCCAUCGCACACUUCUGUACGGACAAGCUGUGUUAUUCCUUCAUUCAUACAGUGGCAUGUAUUUGAGCUGCAUGUUUUCAUCUCAAUCUUCAGCAGAUAAGCUGGCAUUUGAUGUUGGUCUCCAAGAUAAUAAAACAGAUGAAACAUGUUGGUGGAUAGUGCAGCCUGCAUCUAGACAAAGAUCAGAUGGUGAGAAGGUCCGUGUUGGAGAUGAUGUUAUAUUAGUUAACAUCUCAUCAGAAAGGUAUUUGCAUCUGUCCACUGGUGCAGUUUCUGACAACAUUGUGGUGUCUGUAGCUUUCCAGCACAGUCUCUGGCGUCUUGGUCCGAUCUGCUCUGGUGGAGAUGUUGCUCAAGGAUUUUUAAGAGGAGGAGACACACUCCGGCUGCUGCACAGCCACAGUGAUGCAUGUUUGACUGUUUCCUCUGGAGAGCGUGCAGAGGACUUCCAGAGGGAAUUAUAUUAUGAGACUGGACGAGCCUCUAAUCGUGCUUGCUCUCUUUGGAGAGUAGAAAUUCUUCAAGUUGUAUGGAGUGGUAGUCAUACACACUGGGCACAACCCUUCCGACUGUGCCACUUGACCACUGGGCGAUACCUGGGUUUUACUGCAGAGAAUGGUCUCCAUUUGAUCAACAGAGACAAUGCUGACAUCAAAACAACAGCUUUUUGCUUCAGACCUACAAAGGAAAAACUUGAGCCUUUUCCAAACACAGUUGUCAGUGGCAUGGGAACAGCAGAGAUCAAGUAUGGUGACUCGACUUGCUUUAUUCAGCAUGUGUAUUCAGGACUGUGGCUAACAUACAGCUCUGAUGCUAAGUCAACUGGGUCACUGAGUGGUCAUCGUAAGGCUAUCUUACACAGUGAGGGCCACAUGGAUGAUGGUCUAACACUGUCUCGAUCUCAGAAUGAGGACUCCUAUACUGCAAGACUCAUACGUAGCACUGCUUUGCUUUUCACCUGCCUCAAUAAGAAACUAGACAGUCAACGCGGAAACCCAUCCUCUGAUAUUUUUCCAAUGAAGACAGUGAUGUUCAGUGUUCUGGAUCUACUUGAGUUUUUCAAAUCACCACCUGACGAGUUAGACAUCGAAGUUAAACAGAAAAUUCUGAUCGAGUUAAGAAAACGUCAGAAAAUGUUCCAAGAAGAGGGGAUAAUAGACCUAGUGGUUGAAUGUAUUGACCAUUUGCAUCAGUACAGUGAUGUGUUCUGUGAUGCUGAGGCCAUGCAGAGUGAGGGCCUUAAACAGUGGGAAGAGAUCAUUAAGUCUUUUUAUAAAAUACUUGCUGCAUUGAUUAGAGGAAAUCGCUCCAACUGUACACAAUUCUCAGUCUCUCUUGAAUGGCUAGUGAGCAAAUUAGAACGCCAUGAAGCCUCCUCUGGAGUUUUGGAGGUUCUUCACUUUAUUCUUCUUGAAAGUCCUGAAGCUGUCAACAUAAUAAAAGAGGAGCACAUUCAGUCCAUUGUCUAUUUUCUGGACAAACACGGAUACAACCACAAGGUGUUGGAAGUGCUCUGCUCUCUGUGUGUGUGCCAUGGUACUGCAGUGCGCUCCAAUCAGAACCUUAUCUCUGACAGCCUGCUGCCAUACAGAGACCUGCUGCUCCAAACUCGUAUGGUUAAUCAGGUCAUCAGUAUAAGACCAAACAUUUUUCUGUCAAUGGAAGACAACUCUGCCCAGCAUCGGAAGUGGUACUAUGAGGUGAUUAUUGAUCAUGCUGACCACUUUGUCACACCUGAGCCCACUCACCUGCGGGUGGGUUGGGCUUCCACUCACACUUAUAAACCCAGGCCUUCAGGAGGGGACGGCUGGGGAUGCAACGGGGUUGGAGAUGACCUCAGCUCCUUUGGUUUUGAUGGACUGCACUUAUGGUCAGGUUCAGUUGGACGCAGGGUAAACUCCCUUUUUCCUCAUUUGCUCAAAGACAAUGAUGUAGUCAGCUGUUGUGUGGACCUCAGUGCUCCUUGCAUCUCUUUCCGAGUCAAUGGUCUGCCUGUUCAGGGGAUGCUGGAGAACUUCCAUACGGAUGGGUUUCUUUUUCCUGUGGUUAGUCUCUCAGCAGGAGUCAGGAUUCGUUUUUUGUUUGGGGGGAAACACGGAGAGUUCAAGUUCCUGCCUCCACCUGGUUUUGCUCCAUGUUGUGAAGCUCUUCUUCCAAAAAACAAGUUAAAGGUGGAACCAUUCCCAAUGUAUAUUUUGGACAAUGAAGACGGGAAGCAGCUCAUUGGCCCGACUGAAUUUUGUGAACCCGUUAUUUUUAUUCCAAACCCAGUUGACAUCAGUAAGACUAUACUGCCCCUUCAACUUGAAAACAUCAGAAGAAAAAUGGCAGAACAUUUCCAUGAACUUUGGGUCUUGGACCAGAUUGAACGUGGAUGGACAUCUGGAACUGUAAAAGAUGAGGAGAAAAAGACUGAUCCUUGUCUGGUUCAGUUUUGUAAUCUCACAGAACUGGAACAAAACCAAAUAAUUCAAAUGGCAGAGGAUACCUUGAAAACUAUCCUUGCCCUUGGUUUUCAUAUUGGAUUGUCUGAUGAGAAGGCUGAGGAAAGACUAAAAUACAUUUCUUUGUCAUCCCAAUUUGAAUUGCCAAGUGGUUACAUACCUGCUCCUUUAGACCUGAGUGGUGUUUUACUCAGUCCAACUCUUGAAAAGUUGGUGGAUUUUUUGGCUGAAAAUGAGCACAAUGUUUGGGCCAAAGAACACAUCAAGCAAGGGUGGACCUAUGGAGCUCAACAGGAUGUGAAAGCCAAGCGAAGCCCGUACCUUGUGCCCUACAACCAGCUUGAUCAAAGACGAAGAAGAGUGGGGAGGGAGGGGGUCAGAGAUGCCGUCAGUACCCUGCUGGUUUAUGGAUACAGCCUGGAGUCCUUUAAGAAGGAAUGGGUUUCAUUAUCAACUCCAUGUCUUGUUUCUACUGAGAAGUACCGGGUGUUCAGACCAGAUAAGUCAUAUGCUGUGACUGAGGGGAAGUGGUACUUUGAAUUUGAAAUACUGACGGCUGGAAAUAUGAGAGUGGGCUGGGCCAGGCCUGGCUGUGCUCCAGACAGAGAACUUGGCUCAGAUGACCAGGCUUUUGUGUUCAGUGGAGUCGAGGCCCAGUGGUACCACCAGGGUGGAGUAGCACUUGGGACAUUACCUUGGCAGAAAGGUGAUGUGGUGGGCUGCAUGUUGGACUUAUCUGAACGCACUAUAAAAGUCGCUCUAAAUGGAGAUCUACUGUUUAACCGAAAGGGUUCUGAGCUGCUUUCCAAAGACUUUCCCAUCAAUGAUGGCCUUUUACCUGUUGUUGAUCUUGGAGUGAACCAGAUGGGAAAGCUUAACUUGGGUUCUGAGCCGGACUCUUUGCAGUAUUUUUCUGUGUGUGGCUUGCAGGAGGGUUACAAGCCAUUUGCUGUUGACAUGGCCAGAGAUCCUUCUUUAUGGUUAACUUGGUGGCAGCCUCAGUUUGCUUCUAUAAAACCUGACAACCCAAAUUUAGUAAUCAGAAGAAUGAGUAGCUUGAAGGAUUCUGUGCCGAGUUUAAGAGUCUCUCAGCGCUCAUAUUCCCAUCAGAGUGGCACCAAGGAGAUGUGUUUUUAUCGUCUAAACAUGUCCGUUGAAUGUGCCAUGAUCCUCAGCAGCCCAGUUCGAACAAUACCUCCUGUAGCCCCCAGCUCCUUAUCACCAGCAAGAAAAGAGCAGGAGGAGGUGGAUUCUGACUUUGAAGUGCUGAUGAAAUCAGCUCACAAUUUUACUGGUUCAAGAGAUGAGCUCAAUCACCACAAGGAUCACAGCCAAGACAAAACAUCAAAGCUGAAACAAAAGUUCAUGCUGAAGAGGACUAAACCAGGUUUAGUCAGCAGUAAUUCAUCACCAAGGCUUUUAGAGGAUGUGUUAGCUGACAAAGACAACAUGAAUCAUCUUGUCCAGACCUCUAAAUAUUACUAUUCAGUACGGGUUCUUCCAGGCCAAGCACCCUCCAAUGUGUGGGUUGGCUGGGUCACAGCUGACUUUCAUCAAAGUAGCACAGUGUUCGAUAUUGACAAGGUUCACACUGUUACUGUAACUCUUGGUGAUGAUACUGGGAAGGUCCAGGAAAGUGCCAAGCGCUGUAACUGUUACAUGGUUUGUGCUGGAGAGGCCACUGGUCUGUCUCAAAGUCGCAGAAGCACAGGUUUGGAAAUCGGCUGUUUAGUUGAUACAGCCUCUGGGCUUCUCACAUUUACCUCCAGUGGAGUUGAAAUGACAACAUUCUAUCAAGUAGAAGCAAGUACAAAGCUAUUCCCUGCUGUAUUUGUCAAGCCAACAACAAACAACAUGUUUCAGUUUGAACUGGGUAGUAUUAAGAACGUUAUGCCCCUAUCAGCUGGUUUGUUUCGCAGCCUCACGAGGGACACAACUCCUCAAUGCCCUGAUAGGUUACAAGUCCAACAUCUUUGUCAAGUUACCUGGUCCCGUGUUCCUGACAAUACACUGAAAGUGCUGGUAGAUCUGAAAGAAAACUGCCAUGGUUGGGUAGUACAAUGCACAGAGUCCAGCCAAAUCAUGUCAAUUCAGAUCCCAGAUGAAAACAGGUGCAUUGACAUUUUGGAGCUGACUGAAUAUGAUGAGCUGCUGAUAUUUCACUACCACACCAUGCUCCUCUACUCCUCUCUGUGUGCUCUGGGGAACACCAGAAUUUGCCAUGCCCUUUGUAGCCAAGUGGACCAGUUCCAGAUGUUUUAUGCCCUACAGAAUUCCAGUCUCCCAGGACUUCUGCGCUCAGCUUUUUACCAGUUGCUUAUUCAGGUUCAUCUUAGUUGCCACAGCUCUGCAUGUCUAAUGAUGAAACAGGAAUAUAUUGUUCCUAUGAUGGACCUGCCCUGUGCUACCUCUCUUAAUCCCAACACUGUGAAUGGCAGCUAUAUUCCAAGCACACUGGCUUCUACACUUAAACCACACAUGUGUUUUUCUACUCCUGUCUUUGUGAGGGCUUGUGAGGAAAGAAGUGCUGAAAGCGAAGCAGGAAAAGUUUGUGUUGACUCCCCUGAAAUCCCUUUAGAGCGACUAAAGAAUCUUACUGUGGAAAUGCUCACUGCAGCUGUGAGGGCUGUUGAUCAGGGUCUGAGAGAUCCUGCAGGGGGCAGCGUGGAGCUGCUGCUGGUUCCUCUGAUUCGACUGUUUUACACUGAGCUUGUGAUGGGAGUAUUUGAGGAUGCCGACUUGAAGCAAGUUCUCAUUCUAUUUUUACCGCAAGCCUUUUCUGAUGAAGAGGAACUCCCAAACCAAAAAGAUAACAACGAACAGUUUUUGGAAAAUGAUCAAAAUAGUUUUUAUAAUUUAGGGUUGCUUCACAUGACACUCCCAGAAGCUGUUAAAUUUGAGCUUUGUCAGGUCCUGUCUUUCCUGUGUGACUGUCAAGUGCGACACAGGGUUGAAGCAGUAGUUGCUUUUUCAAGCACUUUUGUCGAGCAGCUUCAAGAAAACCAAAGAUUUCGAUAUAAUGAAGUUAUGCAGGCCCUCAACAUGUCUGCUGCUCUCACUGCUCGCAAAACAAAGGAAUUCCGAUCCCCUCCACAAGAACAGAUAAACAUGCUGAUAGACUUUAAAGAGACAGAUAAGAAAUGCGAGGAUUGUCCAUGUCCAGAAGAAGUUCAGAAGCUUCUGAAAGAAUUCCACUAUCUACUAAAGCAGCACUGUGACCCUAAAUUAGACAGAGGCUUUGAAGAUGAGGACAAUGAGGAGAUGUCUAUAAAAGAUCAACUUAGUGGUUUGAUAUUUCAAGCCUGUGCAGUGAGAAAGUUGUCUAUAGAUGAAAAGCAUUGUAAUGCCACUGUCCAAAGCCCCAUGUCCUUUGUCGAGCUCAUCUCCAAGACAAUGAUGAUUUGGGCAUCGGAAGCUAAAAUAGAUGACCCUGGUUUGGUGAAGGCCAUUUUCUCCUUGUUGCAUCGACAGUAUCAAGGUCUCUGUGGCCAAAUGGGAGAAGCCCUUUAUAAAGCUUACACAAUAAGCCAAGCAUCAACGGAGGACACCAGAGCCCUUCUCACCUCUCUGUGCCAAAUACGCUCUCUGCUUAGAGUGCGUAUGGGCAAGCAGGAGGAGAAACUGAUGACUGAUAAACUGGGAGAGAUCAUAAACAACAAAGUUUUCUACCAGCAUCCAAAUUUGAUGAGAGCUUUGGGAAUGCAUGAAACUGUAAUGGAGGUGAUGGUAAAUGUUUUGGGAGAAGGCAGAACAAAUGAGAUCAUGUUUCCAAAAAUGGUGGCUAGCUGUUGUCGUUUCCUCUGCUAUUUUUGUCGCAUCAGUCGCCAGAAUCAAGGAGCGCUGUUCGACCACCUGAGCUACCUGCUGGAACACAGUCGGGUUGGACUGGCUUCACCAUCAAUGCGAGGAGCCACUCCUUUAGAUGUAGCAGCCGCCUCUGUAAUGGACAACUAUGAACUAGCAUUAUCAUUACAAGAAUGUGAACUACAAAAGGUGGUUAAAUAUCUUGCAGACUGUGGUGUCCAGAGUUGUCCAAUGCUCGUUGCUAACGGCUACCCUGACAUUGCAUGGAACCCUGUGGAGGGCGAGCGAUACUUGGAUUUUCUACGUUUUACUGUAUUUUGUAAUGGUGAAAGUGUGGAGGAAAACGCAUAUAUCAUCUUAAAGCUGCUCAUUCACCAGCCUGAAUGCUUUGGGCCUGCUCUCCGUGGUGAAGGGGGACAGGGGCUUCUCUCAGCCAUGGAGGAAGCCAUCAGGGUCUCUCAAGACGUGUCUAUGGAUGGACCUUAUGCAGCCAACCAGUCUAGCAAGAAAUUUUAUAUUCAGGACUUGGAGGAUGACCUCAUUCACAUGGGACAUGCUAUAAUGACCUUCUACUCAUCCCUUAUAGACCUCCUGGGCCGAUGUGCUCCUGAGAUCCAUCUGAUUCAAGCUGGAAAAGGAGAGGCCAUUCGUAUCCGGGCCAUAUUAAGAUCACUCAUUCCAGUUCAGGAUCUUGAGGGAGUCAUUAGUUUGCCGUUUCAAAUGCCUUCAAUAUCUAAAGAUGGCGAAGUGGAAGAGCCUGACUUGUCGGCAGUAUUCUGUCCAGAUCACAAGGCCUCCAUGGUUCUGUUCGUGGACCGGGUUUAUGGCAUUGAGACUCAGGUUUUUCUCCUGCACUUACUAGAGUUUGGGUUUUUGCCUGAUCUGCAAGCUGCUGUUUCACUUGACACUAAUGACUUUGGAUCCACUGACAUGGCCCUGGCACUAAAUAGAUACAUAGCCUCUGCCAUGCUUCCUAUGCUUACCAAAUGCUCAGCUCUUCUAUGUGAUUCGGAGGAACAUGCUGCACUCCUAAACUCCUUUAUUCUAGCUGUGUACAGCUUUUCCAAGGCUGCAAGCUUGACCAAAGCUCAGAGAGACACUACUGAACAAUGUUUGUUGUCAAUAUGCAGUAAGCUCACACCAGUUCUAAUGCAGCCACUUCUGCAGCAACUCAUAAUUGACAUUGGUCAUCUCUCAGAACACAGCAAACUAGAGCUGAAGUUGCUGACUGGACACUACGAGCAGCAGUGGAAAUAUUACUUACAUACACGUGGAUUGGACAAAGACUUGUCUUCUGAGGAGGAGGGACACAUGUCCAGAAAGUUGUUCUGGACUGUUUUUAAUGUCUUGGAGAAAAUGUCUUAUGAACCACAGUUAUAUAAGCUUGGCGCUCAGUGCCUUACAACAGUUGCUAGGAGCUUGCCUCCAGACUAUAUGAAUCCCAGUUACCUGAUAGACGGAAAAGCCACAAUGGACACAGAUGAAAACUUUGACCCCCAGCCUCUAGAUACCUCAAAUGUAUCUGUGCCAGAGCGCCUGGAGUCUGUUCUCAAUAAGUUUGCAGAACAUUCACAUGAGAAGUGGUCUCUAGAGAUGUUUACAGCAGGCUGGGUGCAUGGGGAGCAGUUGUGUGAAAAUACCAAAGUUCAUCCUCUUCUGAAACCAUAUAGAACUCUAGCUGAAAAGGAUAAAGAAGCAUAUCGGUGCUCAAUAAAGGAAACACUAAAGGUGAUGUUGGCUUUUGGCUGGACUAUAGACAGAACUAAAGGAGGAGAUGUAUUUGGAAAGCGAACAUGCACUCGUAGGAUUUCUCAAUCUCAGUUGUCCUUUGAAGGUGCAUCAACGUUUAGCCCAAAGCCCAUGGAUAUGAGCAGCAUCACCUUGUCUUGGGAUCAGUGCGCAAUGGCAGAACAACUGUCAGAAAACAACUACAACGUCUGGGCCAAGAAAAAGAAAUUGCAGUUUCAAGGAAAAGGAGGCCGCUCUACACUUGUCCCGUACAAUAUGUUGUCUAUCAAAGAGAAGACUCGAUUCAGAGAAAGAGCUCAGGAUGUCCUUAAGUUCUUACUGUUAAAUGGUUACACAGUAUGGAGAGAGAAAAGGACAACAGACACACAUUUUCCAGCUACAGCCAAUUGUUUCGGCUUCUCUCUUCUUCAGCAUUUUGUUUAUCUCAUUGAUGUUGCUCAAGAGAAUAUUUUGGAGCUGGAGGUAAUGCACGUCAGAGGACACAUGGCUAAGGGAGACAAAGCCUCACAUCUCCAGACAAUACAUUUUUUCCCCAAGGUUGUUCUCCCUCUUCUUGAAGAAUAUCUGAGAGAUCAUCAUUUGUACUUCAUCUCAAGCUCUUUCUGCUCUAACACUAAUGAUUAUGCAUCAACAAAAGAAAAAGAGAUAGUUGUGAGCCUUUUCUGCAAGCUUGCUGCCCUAAUAAGACACAGAAUCACACUUUUUGGAAAUGAAGCUUUGUCAUUUACCAGCUGCCUCCAAGUGUUAGCCCAGUCUCUGGAUGUGAGGACACUGUUGCAUGGAGCCAAAGAUUUUAUCUAUGAAUCUCUGCAUUCAUUUUUGGAUGCAGCAGCAGCAGACCUGGAGAUGACAGUGGAAAACCUGCAUGUGGCCUUGGCUCCUCUCUCUCAGAACAGGAGUCAGUCGGCCAGAGGAGUGGUGGGGAUUCUCAGCCACACGUCCUCAGUGCUGUUACCUGCUCUCACUUCUCUCUUUAAGCAUCUUGGCAACAGUAACAUUGGCUCUGAUAUUUUAGUGGGGAGUAUCCAGGUGUCCUGUUACAGGAUUCUCAACUCUCUUUACUCUCUUGGUACCAACAGCAGCGUUCAGAAAGAGGGGCCACAAUCAGCAGCUGGUAUGUGCCUUGCUGCCCUCUCCCAAGCCUUCCCUGUUUCGUUUCUUGAGCCAGAAUUAAACCAAAACAAUCCAUUUUCUAUCUACACAACCAUGAGUGUAACUGAAAUACAAGAGCUGGGGCUGCCUGAGCAAGUGGCAGGGGCGUGUCCUCACUUACCUUCUUUGGGGCAGGCACUGGGAGAGGUGCGGAAGGUGGUGAAGUCGGGAGCAGCUGCCCACCAGGCUCACUACAUCCAUGUGACAGAGGUGCUCCUGCCCAUGUUAUGCAGCUACAUGUCUCACUGGAGCCAACCACACAUGUCCGACUUCUCCUCUGUCACUCCUGCACUCGUUAGUGACCUGCUCGGCCACAUCCUUUGCAUCAUCCACAACCAUGUGGGGGACAUUAGGGGUGACUGGAUUAAACAACUGGCAGUUUUUUCCCAGCCAAUCAUAUGCCAAGCUAGUGCACAACUUUUAAAAAUCAAUUUUGUUCCACUGAUGGACAAGUUACGUAAAAAAGCAGAAGCUCUUCUUCUUGAGGAGGAGAAGAUCAAAUCAAAAGACAAUGGACUUUGUGAAGACGAACUCCAGAUUCAAGAGAAAUUCAGUGUGCUUGUACAGGACCUUUAUUCUUUCUAUCCCAUACUGAUCCCAUAUGUGGACUCUCAUCGAGCCAGCUGGCUGACAGAACUGAAUCCUGAUGCUGAGCAGCUGUUCAGCAUGGUGGCAGAGGUCUUUAUAUUCUGGGCCAAAUCUCAUAAUUUCAAAUGGGAAGAACAAAACUAUGUUGUCCAAAAUGAAAUCAACAAUUUGGGAUUUUUGGUACAGAACAUGUCCAAGUUUGACCACGAGAACAAGAGGGCAAAGCGAAAGGGUGAUCGUUAUUGCGCACAAACGUCCCUCAUCGUGGCCUCUGUGAAGAGACUGCUCCCUAUUGGCCUCAACGUCUGUUUUUCAAAUGACCAUGACCUUAUUAAUCUGGCAAAGAAUGACUUCUCACUGAAGAACUCCAAGGAUGAGAUUCACAAACAUAUUUUUCAGUGCUUGUCAGGCCAGAAGAGGAAGUCCCCAGAGUUUCCAGUGGAAGAGCCCCUUUGCUCAGAAAGUCCAAACACACAGGGGUCUGCAUUAGAUCUACAAAGAGACUCACACAGAAUUGUUAGAGUAGCUCAAGUUCUUUAUCAUUUGGACCAGGUUGAAAAUCCUCUGCGAACCAGAAAAUCUACAUGGAUUAAGGUCUUGUCUAAACAAAGAAAGCGAGCUGUGGUGGCCUGCCUAAGAAUGAUUCCACUGUACAAUUUACCAAGGCACAAAGUUGUUAACCUGUUCCUUCAAGGAUACAAUAAGACUUGGGUUUUAACAGAGCACAACAGCAGUGAGGAGAGGCUUGUGGAAGAUUUGGCAGGGAUGGUGACAAUGCUGGAGUCCGACAGGAGAGGAAAUCACACUGAACACUGUGUCGCACCAGCUGACCCCCUGCAACAACUCAUAACACUCUUCAGUCAAAGUGCCCAGACAGACAGAGAUGACAGCCUUUGCAAGUCUUAUUUUGCUAUAAUGGCUCAGAGUUGUCAGACAGCACAGGAUGAUGAUGGAGAGCAGUCAAGGCAAAGUUUUGAAGAAAAAGAGAUGGAAAAGCAGAAAUUACUUUAUCAGCAGGCACAGUUGCAUCACCGUGGUGCUUCAGAGAUGGUCUUGCAAACCAUCAGUGCAAGCAAAGGAGUUGGCUCUCUGAUUGCCCUCACACUGAAGCUGGGAAUUGCUCUACUUAAUGGAGGAAAUGCUGAUGUACAACAGAGAAUGCUUGAAUAUUUGAAAGCAAAAAAAGACGUUGAUUUCUUCCAGAGUAUGGCUCGACUCAUGUGCACAUGCAGUGUUCUGGAUCUGAAUGCUUUUGAGAGGCAGAACAAGGCAGAAGGACUAAACAUGGCGAUGGACGAGCACUCAGUGGGGAUUGCAAUACCUGACAAUGAGCUGACCUGUGACCUCUUCCGUUUCCUCCAGCUGUUAUGUGAAGGGCAUAACUCAGAUUUUCAGAAUUACCUAAGAACACAGACAGGAAACAACACGACUGUCAACAUCAUUAUAUCAACUGUGGAUUAUUUACUGCGAGUACAGGAGUCAAUCAGUGACUUUUACUGGUACUAUUCUGGAAAAGAUGUGAUUGAUGUACAAGGCCAGUACAGCUUCUCACAUGCAAUAAAGGUGGCUAAGCAGGUCUUUAAUACGCUCACUGAAUACAUACAGGGUCCAUGCAGUAGCAACCAGCAGAGCCUGGCUCACAGUCGCCUCUGGGACGCUAUUGUCGGUUUUCUUCAUGUUUUUGCACACAUGCAGAUGAAGCUAUCACAGGAUUCAAGGCAAAUUGAACUUUUAAAAGAAUUCAUGGAUUUACAAAAGGAUAUGGUUGUAUUUUUGCUUUCAAUGCUUGAAGGAAAUGUGGUCAAUGGAACAACUGGGAAGCAGAUGGUUGAUAUGUUGGUGGAGUCAUCCACCAGUGUGGAAAUGAUCCUCAAGUUCUUUGUCAUGUUCCUCAAACUUAAAGACUUCACAACUUCAGCUGGAUUCAGGGAACAUGAUCCUGAGAAUAGGGGCUGCAUCUCUAGGAAGGACUUUCAGAGAGCCAUGGAAACCUGCAACCGCUUCUCUCAUGAGGAAACCCAGUUUGUCCUCUCUUGUAUCGAGACAGAUGAGAAUGAAAUCCUUGAUUAUGAGAUAUUUGUGGAUCGCUUCCAACCAGCCGAAGACAUUGGGUUCAGCAUUUCUGUUCUCUUAACUAACUUGUCUGAGCACAUGCCUUUUGAUGCUAGACUUGGUGCAUUUUUGGAGCUAGCAGAAUGUGUCCUUGGAUAUUUUCAGCCAUACUUAGGACGCAUUGAGAUUGUAGGCAGUGGAAAGCGCGUUGAACGUGUCUACUUUGAAAUAAGUGAAUCCAGCCGCUUACAGUGGGACAAACCUCAAGUGAAAGAGUCCAAAAGGCAGUUCAUUUUUGAUGUGGUCAAUGAAAGUAGAGACAAAGAGAAAAUGGAGAUGUUUGUCAAUUUCUGUGAAGACACCAUCUUUGAAAUGCAACUUGCAUCAAAUAUUUCUUCUGAGGCUGAGGAGAGAAAUUCUGGAAAAAAUGUACCAGAAACUGAAGAAGAGUCCGUUGACAGUGACAGCUCAUUUUUUGCUUUUCAGUGGGUGGUCCUGCUCUUGUCUUCAUUGUCAGUCAAGAAUCUCAGAAUAUUAAUGAAAAUGACCCCUACAGAUAUCUUCAAAUCUAUUGUCAAUAUUGUACACCACAUUUUCUUAGCACUAUGGCAGUGUUUGUAUACUGCAGUCUUUAGUGUGUUGUACUUACUUUAUGUGGUGUUCAUUAGCGGUGGACUCAUAGAAGCAGCCAAAACUAUGAGUGUGUCUGAAUUACUUGGUGGUAUUGUGGAGCCAACUAUUGAUGAAGUUAUGGAUGUAUCCGAGAAUGUGGACAAACAAUCUCAUUUGGACCAAAGCUCUGUUCGGAACGAGCCGAUGGAGACUGGACACGUGACCUGCUCUAGACCUGUGCAUGUAGUGUCAGAUAUAUUCGGAUUACAGGUGAAGAAGGAAGGAGAUCUGUACAGGCUUAUGGCUCCAGAGGGCAACACCAGUGUUACUGAUCUAUUUACUUCAUCCACACGAGGAACAGCCUCCAAGAAACGUCAACCAAAGAAACCUGAAUAUACAGAUGUUUCUAAAUCACCUGACUUUGAAAGAGUGAAGGAGGUUGCAAAGAAGGAUUUGAAUGUAGUGCCUCAACGCUGUUCCACUAAGACAGAGGAAGGAGUGAAGCAGCAUUCUGAGCUGUGGGACACAAUAAGCACUUACAACAAGAGUGUGCUGAAUUACUUUGCACGGAAUUAUUACAAUAUCCGCCUUCUUGCUCUGUUCAUUACCUUUGCAAUAAACUUCAUCCUUCUCUUCUAUAAGGUAACACCACUGCCUCGACCACAUGAUAUCAACAUAGAAGAGAAAGAGCUUGAACGUGACAAUGCGGGGCUGGUUUAUUUUGUGCUGGAGGAGAGCAGUGGCUACAUGGAGCCCUCUCUCCAUUUCCUGGCUUUGGCACAUACAUUCAUCUCAUUCUGUUGUAUUAUUGGAUACUACUGCCUUAAGGUGCCCUUGGUGAUCUUCAAGCGUGAGAAAGAAGUGGCUCGCAGACUGGAGUUCGAUGGGUUGUAUGUGACAGAGCAGCCACCUGACGAGGACAUCAAAGGACAGUGGGACAGGCUGGUCAUUAACACGCCAUCAUACCCAAGUAACUACUGGGAUAAGUUUGUCAAGAGGAAGGUAGUGGAAAAAUAUGGAGCGUUAUAUGGCUGUGAGAAGAUCAGUGAACUUCUAGGACUGGACAAGGCUUCUUUAGACUUCAGCUCCCAAAGGAAAGAAAAGAAGCACAAAAGAGCAGCUUUGGGAUCUUUAUUUUCCUCCUUUGACAUCAUGUAUCAAAUUUGGAAACUUGGGGUCAUUCUAACAGACAGAUCCUUUUUGUAUCUGAGCUGGUACAUGGUCAUGUCUGUUCUGGGUCACUACAACAACUUCUUUUUUGCCGUUCACCUUUUGGACGUCGCUAUGGGCUUUAAGACUCUCCGCACCAUCCUCUCGUCUGUCACACACAAUGGAAAGCAGUUGGUCCUGACGGUGGGCCUGCUGGCAGUAGUGGUCUAUCUCUACACUGUUGUGGCAUUCAACUUUUUUAGGAAGUUUUACAACAAGAGUGAGGACGAGGAGCGUCAGGACAUGAAGUGCAAUGACAUGCUACAUUGCUACAUGUUCCACAUGUAUGUGGGGGUGCGGGCAGGAGGCGGGAUUGGAGAUGAGAUUGAGGACCCGGCUGGAGAUGAAUUUGAGGUGGAGCGCAUCAUCUUUGACAUCACCUUUUUCUUCUUUGUCAUAGUUAUUCUGCUCGCUAUUAUCCAGGGUUUAAUAAUUGAUGCCUUUGGUGAACUUCGUGACCAACAGGAGCAAGUCAAAGAGGAUAUGGAGACCAAGUGCUUCAUUUGUGGAAUUGGAAGUGAAUACUUUGAUACAAUUCCUCAUGGCUUUGAGACCCACACUCUACAAGAUCAUAAUUUGGCCAACUAUCUAUUUUUCCUGAGGUACCUCAUAAACAAGGAUGAAACCGAGUACACGGGACAGGAAUCCUAUGUCUGGAAAAUGUACCAGGAGCGGAGCUGGGAAUUCUUUCCUGUGGGAGACUGUUUCCGUAAGCAAUACGAGGAUCAGCUGGGAUGAAAGAAAUCGGAGAGACCUUGAGAUACUCGAUAAGGUCCUCGAACAUGAGUCAACACAAGUCGAUUGAUGGAGACGGUGAACUGUCUACACCACAUACAUAUAUUAUUUAUUAGAUUUCAUCAAACGGAAUACAUUACGGGAUUUCACUUUUACUCAGAGAUGCUAUAACUGUUCCGUUAUUUUUGUUGUACACCACGCUAGUUAGUUAAGUUAUCUUAUUUAUUUAUUUAUCACAUUUGUUUGGUUCACAUUUUUAUUGGACAUAUCUUACACACAUUGUUUAGCUGUCUUAUAGUGUAUCUUCAUCAAAAACAUAUCUGGAGUUGUGUUUUGUUUCAUUUACAUAUUUAAAACACAAAUCCUAUAUGUCUAGGCUGUCUAUCCAUCCAUUUUCUUCCACUUAUCCGGGACCCUGCUUAGACUGUGGAGGCAGCAGUCUAAGCAGGGACUCUCAAACUUCCUUCACCCCAGACACAUCCUCCAGCUCCUCUGUGGGGACCCAGAGGCAUUCCCAGGCUAGCCGAGAGACAUAGUCCCUCCAGAGUGUCCUGGGUUUUCCCUGGGGCCUCCUCCCGGUGGGACAUGUCCGGAACACCACCCCUCGGGAGGUGUUUAGGCUGUGUUCUCUCAAAUUAGAAACUGUCUCUUCCACCUUAUGAUGUGAUUCAGAGGUGACACAGGAAGUGCUCCUCUGUGUGCUCCAUACACCUUCACUAGAAUCAUUCUGGAAUUUUCUAUCUGUACAAAACAAAAGGCAAAAGGUAUAGCUGACUGUUUUAUGACAUCAGAAGGUGGAUGUAGAGAGACUAUAAUAAAGGAUUACUCAAAAAUGUGUGAAUGAAACAAAACACAACACCAGGUAUGUUUUUGAGGACCCAACAACAUUAUAACAUGGCUUAAAAAAACACAAGUCAGUUUUGCUUAAUA
Messenger RNA from Boleophthalmus pectinirostris (great blue-spotted mudskipper), 15641 nucleotides. RefSeq names its product ryanodine receptor 2-like. The record is from RefSeq and is a predicted model, not a curated record. Lineage: Eukaryota; Metazoa; Chordata; Actinopteri; Gobiiformes; Gobiidae. Gene Ontology annotation, molecular function: protein binding; ryanodine-sensitive calcium-release channel activity. Gene Ontology annotation, biological process: intracellular calcium ion homeostasis; calcium ion transmembrane transport. Gene Ontology annotation, cellular component: smooth endoplasmic reticulum; sarcoplasmic reticulum membrane; calcium channel complex.